AUGGAACAUAAGAUGGAACUUGAGGAAAAAGUUGUGAGCAAGCGAAAGGCAGACUUCGCGAGGAAGAAUAAGCCCGCAAACGUGAAGAGGCUGAAAGGCGCAAGAAAGAGGAGGCUGAACAGAGGGCGAAGUUUGGAUGAAAUAGCUGAAAGGCAGAGGAAAAGAGAACAAGAACUUGAAGAAAGAGAGAGGCUUAAGAAGGAAGCUAUCUUACGUGGAACACCACUCGAUGACCGUUUUGAGCUUCAAAGCUAAGAAUCUUAAUUGAAAAUUUAAAUGAAAAAUUGCUAAUUUCCAUACAAGAAUAGCAAAGAUGAUGGUUCAGACAACAAUUUGAUUGGUCAAUUUGGUGUGGGAUUUUAUUAUGCCUUCCAAGUUGCUUGAUGAUAACAUUAUGUAUCAGAUAACAAUUUAUGUUUAAAUUGUAGCAUUUUGAUGUAUUGAAUAUUAUUAUAGUUUCUAUAGAAAUACUACUUUUGGUUUUAUAUUAAUUGUAUUUUUAUAAUUUGAUAUAAAUAGUCG
Molecule: messenger RNA, 522 nt
Organism: Lactuca virosa
Lineage: Eukaryota; Viridiplantae; Streptophyta; Magnoliopsida; Asterales; Asteraceae
Source: the annotation of a GenBank genome assembly